Molecule: messenger RNA, 2121 nt
Organism: Rhinichthys klamathensis goyatoka
Lineage: Eukaryota; Metazoa; Chordata; Actinopteri; Cypriniformes; Leuciscidae
Gene: stard5
Product: StAR-related lipid transfer (START) domain containing 5
Exons: 6
Coding region: 468-1097 (209 amino acids)
Molecular function (GO): lipid binding
Source: RefSeq, a predicted model, not a curated record
UUCCCAGAAUGCAACAUUUGUCUGACGAUCUCCAGGACUAAGGAAGUGGCCUUUUUAAAAUUAUGAUGAUUUCGUGGCAUUAGACGGGUUAAUUGUAUCUCUUUUUAUUAUUUUGAUCGCGCAUGUGUAAUUGAAGCGUUCCUUUCAUCUCUAUAGAACUGUAUCGAUUAUUAUCCGUCGCAGCCGUUCAAUCAAGAUGACAGUCACCCUUAUCAUUUGAAACUAAUGAAUGAACUGAAAACAUCUGUAUGUUAUACCAGAAACUGGCGGAUUUAACUGUAGCCACUGUUAGUUUAUGAAUAUUGAAUGUACUUGAACAAAGAUCUCGGAAGAAUCGAAGGUAAAUUGUGUCAUUUACGCUAUACAGUAGAAGGUUGCUGCCGGUCGCUCGCGAACGCUUUGAAUACAUGUGCUGUUAGAGGACAAGCCAAUAAAAUAUCAAAUAAAACUAUACACUGCCCAUCGUCAUGGAUUAUAUGCACACGGCCAGAUCAGUGGAGGAUCGUCUUUUGAGCUACAAAAAAGACGAGUCCGGAUGGAAAACAUGCAAGAAAACUAAUGAUGUUGUGGUGGGUUGGAGACCCUCUUGUGAAUUCGCGGGAUAUGUGUAUAAAGGGGAGGGGAUUGUCAAUGGCAGUCCAGAGAAAGUGUGGGACUGCUUGAAACCUGAAAUCAAUGGACUUCGUGUAAAAUGGGAUUCUAAUAUAAAAAAGUUUGAGCUGCUUGAGCAGGUGUCAGCGGAUGUUUUGAUCUGCCGAACCGUCACGCCUUCGGCUGCUAUGGGCAUUAUAUCACCUCGAGAUUUUGUUGAUGUCAUUUCCAUUAAACGCUAUGAGGAUGGCACAGUGUCCUCAAACGCUACCAAUGUAAGCCAUCCAAACUGUCCUCCUCAACCCGGCUAUGUCAGAGGCUUCAACCACCCGUGUGGUUGUUUUUGUGUUCCAGUUCCUGGGGAACCAGGCAAAACGCAGCUGUUCAGCUUUUUCCAGACUGAUCUUGGAGGUUUACUUCCUCGUUCAGUUGUCGAUUCAUUUUUCCCCACCAGUAUGGUGGAGUUUUACAGCAACCUGACCAAAGCUGUAAAAUCGAUGAAAUAGCUCCAGACACUUUAUAGAAAAUAUCCCCCUUUAAUCAUAAAUGUGGAUAUUUUGAUAAUUUGACACACCUUGCAUUUAAUCAAGCUUUAGGUGGGAAGUGAAAUGACCUUAUUCCUGAUUCUUCCAGCAGCUACAGUACCGUGUCCAAACACUUGAACAGACCGUUUUAUAGGUAUAGAAAACGGGAACAUUUUCUUUACCAUGUUUUUUCAUAAAUUCUGAAAACUAGUGAUUCAAAUGAGGAACUAUUGCAAAAAAAACAGACAUUUACACAUAUGCAUUUGGCAGAUGCUUUUAUCCAAAGUGAUGUGCAGUGCAUUCAAAUGACAUUUUAUCAGUCAGUUUGUUUCAGGGGAAUGGUGUGAUCCUAUAAUGUAGCAUUAUGAUAAAUUUGAAAAUAAUUUCAUUCAUAAAUGGCCAAAAAUAACCUAGUAAACAUCGUUUCUACUAAGUUACUGAUUUGUGUGUGUCGUACAAAUAGUGCUACAUGAAGCAAAAGAGAGACUCGCUCACAAUUGAUUUCAAUAAAGCUUAGCAUUAACAUGUGCAGUAACAUGCAACGCUGCUUUAGAUUGAGCUAUCUUAGAAGGCAACAUUGGGUUGCUGCUUACUUUUUGAAACCACUGUCAGGAGCUCGCCUUUGAUGUCUGGCCUAAAUAGGCAGUUCACUAGUUUUUGGAACAAAGCCUUCUUUUAAUAAGCUGUUUUUAGAAUUUCAGUCAAAUAUUUGAUGUCAGUUGUCUGAGUUUAAAGAUUGCAUUUUUAUUUGAAUAAUUGAGCUCUUGAUAAAUGCUUGAGUUUGACAGUUAAAUCACAAGUCUGAAACCCAGUAUUUCUAUAUUUGAAUAGUGAUAUUAUUGCGCAUAACUGGAAUUUUGCAAUUCAAUGUUUACCGACAGACGAGUAUCUUCAGACAUUUGAAGAACUGUAUUUGCUGCUGUUCUCGGUUAGCAUAACUGAGAUUGUGUACUGUAUGUUUGAGGCUGACAAAAGAAGGGCCGAAUGAGGGAUGUUGUGAAAUGAU